GGCGGGGGUGCACCCGGGGAUGGGGAGCGAAGCUCACCCUGAGAAGACAAGAGAGGGCACCCCGGAAGGGUAGGGGUUACAAGGUCGUAUCCCGGGAAGGGGACAUACCCGGCAGGUCCCAGACGCCCGCAGAAGCACGCCGGGAGCCGCCGGGCAGUCGCUUGCCCACCUGGGGGGGCCGGGAGCGGCCGGGGCACCCCCCACUCCGCCUCGUCUUUCUCUCCUCCCCUCCGCCGCCUCCUUCCCUCCCUCCCUGCCCGCCUGCCUGGGAUGGUGGAGGGAGUCGGGAGCACCCGGCAGGGCGGCCCUGGGCGCGGGGGGCGGCUCGCCCCAGCCCCGGCCGCGGCGCGGGGCGCGGUCCGCGGGGGGCUCCGCCGUCUCGGGGUCCCGCAGCCCCCGCCGCCGCCGCCGCGACUGCCGGUGAUGGCCAAGGAUGUCCUCGGAGGGGGAAGCCGAGGCGGCUGCUGAGAGCGGGCCGGGCAGCACCCCCGCGCCGGGGGCCGCCGCCGCCGAGCGGGAGGAGCAACGCCCUGUGAAACAGUCCCUGAGUGCUUGCAUGUGCCGAGAGUCCCACUGGAAAUGCCUCCUCCUCUCCAUCCUCAUGUAUGGCUGCCUGGGCGCAGUGGCCUGGUGUCAGCUGGCCAGAGUCACCAAGCUCAGUUUCGAUAGCUCCUUCAAGGGCAAGUCUAUGAUCUACCAUGACAGCCCAUGCUCAGACGGCUAUGUUUAUAUCCCGCUGGCCUUCCUCUCCAUGCUGUACGUGGUGUACCUGGUGGAGUGCUGGCACUGCCACGUCAAGAGGGAGCUGCAGUACAAGGCAGACGUGGACAGUGUGUAUGAGUGCAUCAACCGCAUGCAGCAAGCCACUCCCUGCAUCUGGUGGAAGGCCAUCAGCUACCACUUCGUACGGCGAACCCGGCAGGUGACCCGGUACCGCAAUGGUGAUGCCUACACCACCACACAGGUCUACCAUGAGAGGGUCAACACACACGUGGCUGAAGCUGAGUUUGACUACUCUCACUGUGGAUACAAGGACAUCUCCAAGGAGCUCCUGGGCUUGGAGAGCUAUACAGCCACCAAGCUGAGGUUCACCAAGUGCUUCAGCUUUGCCAACAUUGAGUCUGAGAACUCUUACCUGACUCAGAGAGCUCAUUUCUUCACAGAGAUCGAAGGGCUAGAUGACUACAUGGAGGUGAGGGAAGGCAUGCAGCUCAAAAAUGUGGAUUUUAAAGAGCUUAUGAUGGCCUACGGAGACCCGGAUCACCUCCCAUGGUACGUGUCCCAUUAUGCUUUCUGGGUGGCAGCUAUCCUGAUGAUCUCAUGGCCGCUCAGGGUGCUCAUAGAGUAUCGGACUGCUUAUGUCCAUUACCACGUGGAGAAGCUGCUGGGCCUGGAGUACACGGCGCCCGCGACAGCGGAGGAGCCCUUGUACCGGUACCGCAUGCCCCGGGACAGCACGCAGGACAGCACCGAGCUGGAGUGGCACAUCUGCACCAACCGGCAGCUGAUCCCCAGCUAUUCGGAGGCCAUGCUCAUGGACCUGGCCAACUCCCCGGCCUACAACAGCUACACGGUGUGUCGCUACGGCGAAACGGCCCACGGCUGUGAACGCUGCAACCGUGCCUCCAGCACCUCCUCCAUCUUCUCACGCCACGCUUUCCACAGCUGCAGCGGCAACUCCCGCCUCUCCCUCAACACCAGCCGCUUCUCCCUCUGCCGCAUCCAUGGCUCCCAUAGGACAGGCCUCUGGAGGAGCCACAGCAGCAGCAUUGCAGAACGGGGCUGCCAGGAUGAGCAGUGCUGCUCCUACUCCAGCCAGCUGGCUGUCAACGAGAACCCCCCCACCUACCACGAUGCCCGAUUCUUCCCUGUCCUGAUCGUGCACAGGCCAGAGGGGCAGGACAGGCGGCAUUUCUACAUCAGGCGUUCCUCCUGCCUAGAAACCUCUCUGUGACAGGCCUCCAUGGUUACUUGGCUCCUCUGCUCUGGGACAGGGAUUGCAGAGGUGACACCCGUGGGGAGCCUGCAAGAGUCAGUCUCUACGGCAGGUCAGCAGGACAAGUUUCAGCUCUUCCCCCUGCCAUUGCAAGAAGACAUAGAGACUCUGACCAACACCUAACCUCAUUUCCAAGAUUUUCUCCCCCUCCACCUGGUCUCCCAUGUCUUUCAUUCCCCAUUCCUUUCACUCUUUCACUCCUCACCCUUCCUCUGCUCAUUGAUUCCCUGCCUCUCCUCCCAUCCCACCCUCAUUCUUUUUUUUGCAUUUCAGUCACAGCAUUUGGUUGUUGUGGCUGCUGGAGGAUUUUAAAUGCUUGUUCUUUGCCAGUACAUUUGCCCUCCUGGAUGCUUUGCAAGGUAAGAACCAUAGAUAGAGCAAGGCACAAGGCACACAGCCAGCCAGAGUCAAGUCAGAAGGAGAAUUCAGAUCUGCAGGUGCUGAGUCACCUCCUGCAAACCCCAAAUGAGGUGUUUUUUUAAAAAUUGUAUUUUCCCCAAUCUUUUUUCCUCUUCUUUUAUCAUUCCUUCUGUCCUUUGUUCAUGUUCAUCUCCUUUCUCUUUACGCUCAUCUUCCCUUUUUUUCAGUUCUCUCACUUCUGCUUUACAGUUUUUCUGGGGUUUUGCCAGUGAGGCUAUCUUUUGGGGUGUAAUUAUCUUCCUUUGGGCAAAAGUAAGGUUUUCAUGGCACAAAUGUCACUGACUGCUCACACAGCCACAAAUGAAGCCCUUGAGAAGUGCUGAGGACUUUUUUUCGGGAGCAGUGAUGUCCACCAAUAUAGAAAAAUGCCCUUUACUCACACUGCCCUGCCUGGUCUGCAGCAGAGACGCUGCUGCAUUUCCAGCUGUAGUUUACCUUGUCCAGCUCCACCCCUGAUAGCAAUCGUCGAGAGCCAUAAUGUAGAUUAGUGCCCUGUUAAUGCCACUAUUUUUAGGACAGUAGGCCUGGUUUGUGGUUGUUUCAUUCCUUCGACUUGAGUGCAGCAGCACAGGCUUGACAAGGGGAGAGGGGCUGGAAAGGGAAAGGUAAAUAUGGUAUUAACCCUCCCACAGAGAGUCUGGAGCUGUUAGGAAGCUCUUCCACCCACAGUGUCUAUUACAGCAUUUGUAGGACUGCCUACAUUACCUUUCAGCUUUCUGUGUGCCCUGAGGAGAGCUUUUGGUCUGUAGCCCACUUCACCUUCCCAGGCGAGAUGUGGUGCCACCCCAGCCCAAGGCAGAGAGCACAGCUGGGAGCCAGCCCCACUGGCCACUCCUGCUGGGGCUCCAAGCUCUUCCUGCAAGGCUUCCCCUGGAGCAGGUGUAGCACCUUCCAGAAUUAGUGCCAGCCUCUCCAAAUGCUCAAGGUGUCUGGUCCUGACAGACCGUGACACUGCACUCUGGGCUGUGGGCUCUGUCCCCCUCCGAGAGCCAGGGGCUGGCCCAAGAACCUUGUGGCCACACUGAGGACCCACUAGGGACCUCACACCUUGCAAACCUCCGUCCCACAAGGGAUGGUUGUAUGCUGAGCAAGCUCCAUACCAUUUUGUCACAUGGCUAGUGGAGAUUAUUAUCCACUGUGACUCACAGCAGAAUGCAAUACGAUCGCAAUACAUACGGUCACUUUCAAAACCAGUGUUGUCUCACCCUACCUUACAAGUAGGUAAGAAACUGAGCCCCCAGAGGGGCUGGCAACAAGUGCUUCCUCCCAAGUCCAUUUUGUGUGUAUCAACAUGUAAUAUGAAAUUUGUAAAGUCAUAUUGAUAUGUGUAGAUUACGUGUAACUCUGCAUACUUAUAUGGUGAUUUCUUAUGGCAUUGACUGUUGCACCAUGUUAAAUACAUUUUGGUUUCGUUUGAUGACUCUGUUUUGAUGUGCUGUGUUUAUUUCAACUCCAGAAAUGGAAACAUUGGCAAUACAUGGUUAACCUGCUGCAAAUGAUGGCACCAUCAGAAAGGUUUUUAAAAUUCUUGUGAGUUGAUCUUUUUUAAUGUAAAUACUUCAUGUGUGAUUUAUGUGACAUUUUCACUCUGACAGCUUGGCAUUUAUCACAAAAGACAGAUAACACAUAUGAUGUGUUAGUUUAUCACCUCUAAAAAAAUAACCAUCCCAGACAUGUGGAGGAACAAUGUUUGGGCUUGGGGUGAUGAUUAUGAUUGAGCUGGGACCAAACUGGAUAACCUUGAAACUUAGAGAAAAAUCCAAAUUUAGAUCCACCAAUGUGACCUAAUCCUAGUUUCCCUCAUCUACACCAUGCCACCUGCCACACCUAGACAGAGCUGGGAGAGUUUGGGAACUAGGAGAGGAUCAGGCCAGAACUCAAAGCUCAGACUCACACCUGAUAUCCUGGUAUUCUGAAGACAAAGUAAAUGCAGGUCUUUAAUAGAGUUCCCUGUCCUUCUCUGAAUUCACAUGGAAAGUUAAAACCAGCACAUAUGAAAGAUGUAAGAACUGGACAAGGCUGAAAUAGAGAGGCUGGAAUAUUUCAACACAGUUUACUACUGAAGAAGGUGGUUGAGAGGAAGAGAAGAAAGGAGAAGGGAAGAGAUGGUAGAAUAAUAUAAAUGCAAAGAGAACAGAGUUCAGCUGUAGCUAAGAGAAUUCCCAAAUGAGCAGCAUAACUCAGUUAUGGUAAGCUUAGCCCAGACACAGACAGGAUGAGUUUCAGCCUUCUUGUGAGCUGCUGUUGCUGCUGCAGCCACACGUGGCUUUAAAUACAAUAUGCAAGGUCUUGGGAUGGCCAGUUUUGUCCCACGUGUAUGCCAAGAUGGAGAGUUAUAUUUGGGUCCUCAGAAGUGGCCACGUUAAACACUAUUAUUAUCUGUCAUGACCAAUCCAUUAUGAUGGGUUGGGCAGAGAAUGGAGACAGUUUAUUCUCAGUUUAGUCCUUUUCAGUAACCAGAAAAGCCAUUGCAUUAUCCAGUAGCUCUCAAGCUGUGUCCUUGGCAAAUUUUGGGAAGUCUUCAGGGUCUGUGCUUCCUCAGUCACUGUAUUCUGGGCCAACUUUGGGGCAUUAAUUUGAGAAGCCAUCCCUAACCUGCAAAAGCCCUAACACUCAUGGAGCUUCCUCCCAUCACUUGCUGUAGCCUUUGGUGGUGACAAAAAGCUGGGAGCAGCUCUUGUUCUACUCUGGGACUAAAUAUGCUGGCUUCAACAGAUCUCCCAUUCAGGAAGCACCUGAUUAGCCGUCCUGGGUCUACUACACUGUAGAGCAGAGCUACUCCUGUACCCCUGAAACCCUUGAAUGCCACUUCAUCCUUGUUCUUGCCUUUGUCAUGGCUUCCUGAUGCAGGAUGAGGAUCUGCCCCCUAGCAAUGGAGGGUUAAUGCUGCUUUUCAAAUCCCACCUCAGAGGUUGGAGUGGACAAGUUCUUGAAUCCCAGUGCAAACCAGGCAGCUGUAUAGAAAACGCCUUGUACAAAACACAAGGAUUUUCUAUCCAGUUGCAGACUUACUACUUUGACAAUGGAGCAGUGAUAUGUGCCAGCAGCUUUUGUUGAACUUUUAGGGCUAUGGCUUCUCAUGUGGAAAUGGGGGGAGGGGGGGGAGGGGGGGGUUCUUUCUUACCGGGAUAACCUGGUUCCAGAUGUCCUGUUGGGUCUCAAUAGUUAGAAGAGGCUGAAUAGUAGAAGAAGGUGAGGAAAUCCGGCAAAUACUUCUCUUCCUUCUGCCUUCUCACUUUCCCCUCCCUCCCUUUUGUCCUUUUUUUCUCUUUUUCUUUAUCUUCAGAAGUCUCCCAGCACAGGGCAUUCACCUCUGGAUUAUUGUAUAAUAAUAAUAGGUAUUCAGGCAUUUUCUAGAAUAUACCUAAACUUGCCAGCGUGUCUGGUGAGAUGUGGCAAAACACUAUUGCAGCAGAAGUAAGGGAAGAAUGUAAUCCAGAGAGCCAACAGCUGUGUCCUGUGUGUGUGAACAGUGAACGCUGUCACUGAUGUUACAGCCUGAAGAAUAAAGCCGUGGUGCUAAUUCAGUGCCACAAGAGGCCAAGAGAGUUUAUUUGUCUCCAAUUCCUAAAAACAUUUAAGAUUCACCAGUUCCUUUGCUUUCUGCAUGGUGAUAGUGCACUCCUCUGUAAGUUUUCCCACUGCAGUUUACACUUCAACUGGCAGCGUGUGCAGAAUUUCAGUCCAAUUUUCAUAUGGCUCUUCCUGCCUAUCACUGUUAACACAAAGACCUUCUCAGAACAGCUGAAUUCAGAUCCCUUGAUGGGGAAAAUCCCCCUUGGUCUACUGCUUUCAGCAAAGCUUUGCUCUCUUACACCAGCCCUGAAUCUGGCCUGUGCCAUGCUACAACUGGAGCACUUCCUGAGCCCAUGGGACCAGUGUAGUGUAAGCCUCUGUAAUUGUAGGGCUGGAAGAAAUCCUUAGAAGGAAAACACCAUAGAAACAUGCCAUUAUUCUAAUGGUCUUGUUUGUUUUUGUUUUUUUUCUCAUGAGAUGACUAAGAUCUGCAAAAGUAGCUACCUUCUGGAGGGUGCUGUUGCCCUAAGUGCAGAAACACACCAUGUAGCUGGAUGGAUACCUGGGGGAGAGGCAGCAGCGACAGCAAGUGUGCAUGAAGCUUUUAGCAAGCACCAGCACAGAACCUCUCAGCCCAAGAGCUGCAAUGAUUCCGGCGAUUUCCUGUCCCCAAGUGCAACUAGACUUCCCACAAGCACUCGAAUGGAUGGCUUUGUCAGUGUCUCCUCCCAGCUACCUCAUUGCAGCAGGAGGCACUGGGGAGGGAGUGACAUUUCCAUUCCAGUAAUGAAAUCUUCUUGGCAUUGCUCCAGUCCCCUAGGAAUUCCUAUCAGAAAUGCAAAUUACUUGGGAGGGGGAGUGAAGAUUAGAGUUUGGAAUGGAAUUAUAUGAGCUAGUUGUGCCUCAGUUUCUCCUUUCCCCUCCUGGGGAUAAUGCAGUUUCCCUGCACUCCUCCGUUUAGCCAGGUUUACAGAGUGUUGCAGGAGCUGCUGGGCAAGUGCUGCACGCUGAUGGCUGUGGCAGAGCUAAGAGCUGCAUCGUGUUGUAAUGAUAUUGCUCCUUAUGGCGCCUUUUAACCCAGAUUCUCACCGUAACUCCUACGGAAAGGCAGCGCCAGAUUUUUUUUAAAACUCUUUGUAAGUGACUUUUUCCACACCGUUCUACUAACCCUGUGGCAGCAGAGAUGUCCCUCCUAAACUCUCUCCCUACUUUUCCGCCCGCGGAAAAAUGGUCAAGGCCGAGCCGAUCCUGCUUGAAGGGCACGGGUGGAUCUCCUCACCUUGCCGGUGCUCCUCCACAGCUCAGCUGCCGGGAUGGGAUGGGGUGACCGACAUCUACGGAGCACGGGGCCGAACGGUGAGGAGAACGUGGACGAAGCAAGGAGCUGGAGAGGGCCGGCCGAGGGAGAUGGGGCUGGAGGUGCUGUGUGCAUGAGGCAGGGCUCUGCUCAUCCCGGCAGAGCCUCGGCUUGGGGGGGCUGAGUCGCGGUGGUGGCCCCAAGUCCUCCUCCCCUGGAGGGCUGGAUGGUGCGCUGGGGCUCCCGAAGGGCCACAUCUAGGUAGGGGGAUGGCCGGUGCCCCGGCAGCUUCCGAGGAUGUGGGUCACCCGCUCCCGGCGCUCUGGAAACCAGGCCGCUCGGCGGAGCAGCCCUCGGGGGGCGCCGCCUACACACACCUCCCCGACCGCUGCCGCUGCCGCCCUGCCCCGCCCCGUCCCGUCCCGUCCCGU
Messenger RNA from Motacilla alba alba, 7660 nucleotides. RefSeq names its product transmembrane protein 151B-like. The transcript has 2 exons. The record is from RefSeq and is a predicted model, not a curated record. NCBI's taxonomy places the organism in Eukaryota, Metazoa, Chordata, Aves, Passeriformes, Motacillidae. Bases 434 to 1954 code for a protein of 506 amino acids.